AGAAGCAUUCCUUUUGCUGUUGUUGGAAGCAACACAGUAAUCGAGAGUAACGGCAGGAGGGUUCGAGCCCGUGUCUACCCAUGGGGAACGGUAGAAGUGGAGAAUCCAGCUCACAGUGAUUUUGUGCAUCUGAGGAACAUGUUGAUCUGCACACACAUGCAGGACCUGAAACACACCACCCAUCACAUGCUUUAUGAGAAUUAUCGCAUAAACCACCUGUGUGAGAACUUGGGGAAUAUGUGAGGAUCUGGCAACUGGAUAACAGAAAGAAACAUUGAAUACUAGAAAAAAUACAGUAUGUAUAAAAUGGAGUUUAACUGUCGAUAAAUAAAAUGUCUUUAUUUUUAUCUUUUCAGGCACAGCUUUAUAACAUGUAUGUAACAUUAUUUGGGGAUUAAAAAUAUUUGGCCAUUCAAAAAUCUUCCCAAAUAAAAUAGUGACCAAAA
Molecule: messenger RNA, 446 nt
Organism: Danio rerio (zebrafish)
Lineage: Eukaryota; Metazoa; Chordata; Actinopteri; Cypriniformes; Danionidae
Product: zgc:162239
Cellular component (GO): septin complex
Molecular function (GO): GTP binding
Source: RefSeq, marked predicted